AUGACUUGGCUGUCUAAUGCCACCGGCAAUAAGGCCGGUCACAGCACCCGUAAACUCUUCUGUCAUGGCAACAAAUCUCCUAAUUCUUUACCUCUUGGAAUCCUCUCUUUCGAAACGGCCAAAACCAUGUCUCGCCUUAUUGGGCUUUACAGGUCUCUUUCUGAUGAUGAAUUCUUCAACCUUCGAAAAGGUGCCAUGAAAUCCAAAGGUGUUGUUUUCUUAAAUUCCAAAGAUGAAAAUUUCCUUCUUGGACUUGCUUGUGCUGAGAAACUUGAAGAUCUCGAUCGAGCUGCUGCCACCGUCUCUCGUUUGGUGAACAAGUGCACUGAUUCGGCUCCAAAACGGUUUGAUCAAAUAUUUUCAGAAAUGACUUUCGGAAUUAUGGAUUUGGGGAAGUUAGAAUACGCCUCAAAGAAUUACGAAAAACUGGUUGAAAAGAUGGACAAAUACGUCAAGGCAACGUCAAACUUGCAUGCUGCAAUGGCAAGUCUCGCUGAAAUGGAAAUAUCGGAGAGAAAAUUAAAAAAAUGGAAGCAAAAUCUCGGUCCAAAACAACCCAACACCGAUUACUUCAACGAGAAAAUCACGUAUCAAAGAAAACAGGUGAAGCAUUACAAAGACACUUCCCUAUGGAACCAAACCUUCGACCGAAGUGUUACUCUAAUGUCACGAAUCGUCUCCGUCAUUUACGCACGAAUCUGUGUCCUUUUUGGUCCCUUCGUUUCAGACCUCCCUCGUCCCACAAAGAAUGUAAAACCUUUUUUGCAUCAGAAAAUAACACGCAUGCGUGUCCAUCCUGAAACCAACUUUAGCCUCCUUCCUGACAAGAACAAGAAACGCACAAUUUCGGAUCCCAUAUUGAAAACAAGAAGAAAAAUCAGUGCCAUUCGGAUCGUCAAAUCGGGUCCAUUACCAAAAUUUGAAGAAAAAAUCGAUAUCGAUAUCGAUAACAAUAACAGCCCUCCAUUUAAAAUCGGAAAGAACAAGAAAGUUACGCAUUUAGCAUCAGAAUCUACAGUUGGUGGCGCGGGACUGGCAUUACGCUACGCAAACAUCAUUGUAGUUGCGGAGAGUUAUUUAUAUUCACCAACGAAUGUCAGCGACGAGGCGCGUGGGUAUUUUUAUGAAUUAUUACCAGAUAAUUUAAAGACGGCAGUGAGAGCGAAGUUGUGGGGUGGUUGGUGUACGAGAACGGAGGAGACGAAUGAAUGCCAGCAGGUGGUUGCGGAGCCGUGGAGGGAGGCGCUGGAGGAAUUGAUGGCUUGGAUGGGGCCGGUGGCGCAUGACACAUUGAAGUGGCAACAGGAGAGGUACUUGGAGAAGCAAGGAUUUGAUGCGAAGCCAACGGUAAUGUUGUUACAGACAUUGUAUUUUUCAGACUUAGAGAAGACAGAAGCAGCCAUUGUAGAGUUGUUGGUGGGCUUAAGCUAUGUAUAUAGAUACGAAAAUAGAAGGCUGGGUGGGCGACCAGGUAGAGGCGGAUGUAGAUGA
Pistacia vera is the source of this 1491-nucleotide messenger RNA. RefSeq lists its product as uncharacterized. Bases 1 to 1491 code for a protein of 496 amino acids. The transcript has a single exon. The record is from RefSeq and is a predicted model, not a curated record. Gene Ontology annotation, biological process: positive regulation of growth. NCBI's taxonomy places the organism in Eukaryota, Viridiplantae, Streptophyta, Magnoliopsida, Sapindales, Anacardiaceae.